AUGGCAAAGAGUUUAAAGAAAAAUGAACAAUGGACAAGUACCACACAUAGGAUAGUGUUGACAACUGCUGACAGCACAUAUGACGAUGCAACAAAGUUCGACUUACAAGUAUACGUAACAGACACUACCGGCCAUGACAAACGAAGAUCAGUCAGAUCAGAGACUAUAGGAGCCAUUCAUGUUAGAGUAACAGACAAUUACAGACAUCGGAACAAAAGAUGUUACUCACACGUUGAUCCACAUAUGAGAACAGUAGACGGAUUGAAUUAUGAAGCUCAGAAGGAAGGAAAUUAUACAUUAUACAGGAAUAUGAAAUACCAAAUAGAGGUUCAACAGUCAGCUCAGUAUUGUUCCCCUGGAUCAAACAGCGGACCUGUAUGUGCAUGUGGAAUAGCAAUAGCUGUUGGAGCUGAUACUUUCAUCUUUAAUAAAUGUUAUAACACCAUUUUCAAGUUCGACUUAAAGUGCAAUGAAGGUGGCCUUAUUGAUAUCGACGAAAUCCAUUCCCAUCGUUAUAAGGUCAGAACGCCAAUAGGUACCAUUAUCGACAUAGCAUUUCAUGGAUGGAGUAACACAAUGAACAUUGAUAUAUACAUGUCUGCUAAAGAUUACGGCAAUAUUGAUGGCUUAUGCGGAACAUUUGAUGGCAACAGAAGUAACGAUUUUCUUCACAGAGACAACAAAACCAUUUCAAAUGACAAUAAUCGGAGCUAUCGCUUCGCAGAUAGUUGGAGAUUGUCGGACGAAGAAAACUUGUUUAAAAAUGAUGCACGCUUGCUGACACCGUGGAACACACACAUGAACGGGAAAGCAAACCAGCCUUGUAACAGACCAAAUUCUAUAACAAAGAGGAAAUGUAAGAUUAAUCGUAGAAAAAGACGAGCAACUCAAAUUUCCGUACAACACAAACUUAGGAGCCGAACGUCUGUAUCCCGAGAAAGAAGGAGCACAGACAGUUUCACAGAAGAAGAAGCAUUUGCACUGUGUAACAGCUCCAUUUACAAUACUCCAGCAGUUAUGGAGUUUCCAGACUACCUUGCUGAAGAAGACCCAGACAUAAUUGUUGAACAGUGUGUUUAUGAUUUGACUCAUGGGAACGACACGGGCUGGGUAGAUGCACAUGUCACUAAUGUAAACAAUGUUGCAGAUACUGUUCUAAACCUCAAUCCUGUAUUUGUUGCAAAUAAUACAGACAAGGUUAACACCUUUCGUUUGCAAAUUUGUUUGAACAAUUGUAGUGGAAAUGGUGAAUGCCUUGAGACAGGAGUGUGUGAAUGCCAUGGAACAUUCUGUGGACCAGAUUGUAGUGAUGACAUAAGAAUACCUCCUGUAGUGUAUGGUAUAGAAGGAAACGGAAUCUGUGAAAUCACAGAAGAGGAUGACUGUACUUGCUUCGAAAUCAGAUCUGACAACAUGUUUGAUGGUUUUAUGUGUGACAUAAGUAAACAUAGGGUAUAUCUCAAUGGUACUCGAGUUAAGAUGGAACAAUCUAUUCAUACUGGUUACUAUGAGGAUAUUUUCACUGGCGAAUGUUGCGCAACUGACAGUAGAAAAAGGCGAUCUGAAGGAAUCAACGAUGAUGGUCCCUUUGUUAUCUCGUAUGACAUUUCUGUCAGCAAUGAUGGUGUGGCCUAUGGUGAAAUCAACACCGUCCUUGUCUAUGAUACUACAUGCUUGACAAAGAAUACAAGUCAAGGGAAUAUCAUGAUAGAAUUGAGGGUGAUGUUUUUGUUUCUAUGUUUUUAGAUAUAUUGAGAAUUGUGUUUUAUCUUGUCAGUAUUCAAGAGAUCCUCAUUUCAGUAAAAACAAGCCUAAUUAUUUUAUAGUCAACAAAAUCUUAAUUUGAAAUCAACAAUAUAUUUUGCCUUUGUCAUGUCAGUUUAUACUAUCCAUAACUUACUUAACCUCUGCGUGUUAGACCAUAUGAGCAUCAAAUAUAAAGCAGUUUAAUAAUGAUUGCACUUACACUUGAGCAAACACUACAGAUUCUAGUCUGCAGUACUUUACUGUUUCAAUAGCUUCAACUUGACGUUUUCUUGUGGUAAAAUUUUAUUUUAUUUCUCCAAUAGGAUGGCUAUUGCUUUAUCGACGGAAUGUGUGUAGUACGGUACAUUUUGUCACCGGUUGCUUGUUUACUUUGUGACCCGGAUUCAAACCUUUACAGAUGGACGACUGGUACCUGUGUAGAGGGAGAUUCACAAAUGACUAUAGGAAUGAUUAUAGGAAUCACUAUUGGAUGUGCUGUUCUUGUUGUUGCCUCAGUUCUUCUUUGUUACUUCGUGUGUUGCAAAGGGUCAUAUAAGAAACGGCAAGUUCAAGACUCCAACGUAUGUCUUCGAACGAAAGUAUCAAGCAUACGAUAUCUUCCCGAACCCGGGAAUACAUCGUUUAUGUAUAACAAACACAAACUGUGAGUUAAAAAAAUAUGAACAGAUGCUGUGAAGAAUUGAACAGUUGGAGAUUUUAAACAGGUGGAUAUUUUAAUGUGUCGUCGUUGUUUGUUGAUUAUAUAUCAUAACAGUUAAUCUCAUUUUUAAAUGUUCUCUAUGAUAAAGUUCUUCCGAUCCUACAAAUAACAGAUGAAAAUUGAAAGGUCUUGUCAUGGCAAAAUAAAAAUCCUGAGCAAUUAAUUAAAACAUUGAUAUAGCUCUUAGUUUAUGUCUUAGAAUAACAAGUUUUCUGAAAUUGCAAAAGCAAAAGCAAACUAAACGUGCAUUUUUAUAAAAUAAAAUUAAUAUAGAAAAACAGAACAUAUUAUCUUUGAAACAUAGUUAUAAAAACAACAAUUUAGUUUUUAUCAUGCACGGACAA
This is a messenger RNA of Ruditapes philippinarum (Manila clam), 2811 nucleotides long. Its product is annotated as von Willebrand factor D and EGF domain-containing protein-like. NCBI's taxonomy places the organism in Eukaryota, Metazoa, Mollusca, Bivalvia, Venerida, Veneridae. The record is from RefSeq and is a predicted model, not a curated record. The transcript has 14 exons. The coding region runs from base 1 to 1746 and encodes 581 amino acids.